UAUUUUAUUAGGUUCUACAAUACAGCAGGACAGACAUGAUCUUAAACUCUUUUGGAGUUUAAGUUGCCAUGUUAUCAUAGGUAUUAGGCAUUACGAGAGUAAACUGAAGAAGUGCCUGGUUGUUUGGCCUGAGGCAACCCAGCACUGGAGCCUACCCGACUCUUUGGUGGGGAUAAUGGCAGACUCCGCGAGGGCUCAUGCCAAGGAGUACUUCCCAGAACUUCUGCUGCCAGUGUCCUUGUCCCCACGGUGUGCCACAGCCACCCCCUGCCUCCACAGGAGACCCUCCAACACUAGCAGCUAUCGGCAGGACCCUCAUCCCCCGUUACUUUAGCACUGUGUUUGAUACUGACCUGUAUUACAUUCUCAAACACUCGAAAGAAUCCUACCACAGCUCAUCCAUCACGGUGGACUGCGACCAGCAUGCGAUGGUCACCCAGCACGGGAAGCCCAUGUUUACCAAGGUGUGUACAGAAGGCAGACUGACCUUGGAGUUCACCUUUGAUGAUCUCAUGAGAAUAAAAACAUGGCACUUUACCAUUAGACAAUACAGAGAGUUAGUCCCAAGAAGCAUUCUUGCCAUGCAUGCACAAGAGCCUCAGGUCCUGGAUCAGCUGUCCAAAAACAUCACCAGGAUGGGGCUAGCAAAGUUCACCGUCAACUACCUCAGGUUGUGUGUAAUACUGGAGCCAAUGCAGGAACUGAUGUCCAGAUAUAAAACUUACAACCUCAGUCCACGAGACUGCCUGAAGACCUGCUUGUUUCAGAAGUGGCAGUGGAUGGUGACGCCGUCAGAACCCACAAGGCAACCGACAACGAAACAGACAAAAAGAAAAAAUUCCACCAGUAGCACCUCCAGCAGCAGCACUGGGAACACUGCCAACAGCACGGGCGGCAAGAAGAAGACGCCAGCUGCCAACCUGAGUCUGUCCAGUCAGUCCUCCUCAUUGGACCUGAUGGUGGUAGGAGAGCCAACUCUGAUGGGAGGUGAGUUUGGGGACGAGGACAAAAGGCUAAUCACUAGAUUAGAAAACACGCAGUAUGAUGCAGCCAACGGCAUGGACGAUGAGGAAGACUUCACCAGUUCACCAGCCCUGGGGAACAGUAGCCCAUGGCACAGUAAACCUCCCACCACUCAACAGACCAAAUCAGAAAACCGCCCACCCCAAGCUUCCCAGUAA
This is a messenger RNA of Physeter macrocephalus (sperm whale), 1181 nucleotides long. Its product is annotated as LIM domain-binding protein 2-like. Gene Ontology annotation, biological process: positive regulation of transcription by RNA polymerase II; nervous system development; negative regulation of transcription by RNA polymerase II. Lineage: Eukaryota; Metazoa; Chordata; Mammalia; Artiodactyla; Physeteridae. The record is from RefSeq and is a predicted model, not a curated record. Gene Ontology annotation, molecular function: LIM domain binding. Gene Ontology annotation, cellular component: nucleus; transcription regulator complex.